CAGCAGAACAACACAUCGUGUAAAAAAGUUGAAACCAAAUCAAGUUACUUAAAAAUGUUUAAAGAAAUUUUUGUGAUUGUAAGCCUCAUGGCAAUAGUUAUGGUUCAAGCUCAUCCCGCAGAAGAUUUAGAAAGUCAACAAGCUGACCAAGUUGAUUUGAACCCAAGUGAAGUUGAUUCUGGUUCUGAUCUUGAAGGGUCUGAAUCAAGAUAUGGAGGGUGGGGACGAGGAUACGGAGGAUGGGGUCGUGGAUAUGGAGGUUGGGGUCGUGGAUACGGUGGAUGGGGGCGUGGGUAUGGAGGAUAUGGCGGAUGGGGUCGUGGCUAUGGAGGAUAUGGUGGAUGGGGCCGUGGAUAUUAUGGACGACCGUAUUGGGGCUAAAAAUAAUCAAAAGUUCUGAUCAAGAUUUAUCGAAUUUAAUUUAAGUGAUUUGUGAUAAGAUUUUAGAAAGAAAUUAAGAAAGAAAAUUUGAUUUAAAAAUAUUUAAAA
Molecule: messenger RNA, 489 nt
Organism: Clunio marinus
Lineage: Eukaryota; Metazoa; Arthropoda; Insecta; Diptera; Chironomidae
Source: the annotation of a GenBank genome assembly